UUCAAAAACCUUACAUAUUUUCCUGCUGCCUAGCCGUGGGGUAUCUUAUCUCAAGGGCAACGUUCCCUUGGGGCGACUCCUAUUGAGCCCCACGAGCCAUCAUCAUUUUUUGAUAGACAGAGAGCCUUCUUGUUAUCUCCCAGAGGAAACCGGACCUGGAGGAUCUGGAUGUCAAAAGCACUCCCAGGGCCCUUGCCCCUGGUGACUUAAUGACCACCAAGGAUGAAGGACUCCUCUGUGAAGGGACCUGAACACCCUAGCUAAAUCGAGGCACUGAGCAUUUAGGAGGUGGGAAAAGGGAAGAUCAACUUGGUGAUGGUGGUGGUCUUCCUCUUACAAGGUCCCUUCUCCACUCAAUCAUGGAGUAUUUAAGAAAAGCAUUGGAACAGCUUGAUCCUAAAUUAGUCAAACGCUCAAAGCUGGUGGAAGUUGAAGGAACCUUUUUACUUGAUAAUACUGCUGCAAACCUGGAGCUCUUAAGGAAUUUUAAAGCCCAGCCUGAUGACCUUCUCAUUUGCACUUAUCCCAAAGCAGGGACUACCUGGAUGCAAGAAAUAGUGGACAUGGUGCAGCAUGGAGGAGACAAACAGAAAUGUGCAAGGGCUCCCAUAUAUAAACGGAUUCCCUUCAUAGAUUUGUUUCCUAUGAAACCCAUAUCUUCAGGUUUGGAAAUGGCAGAAGAAAUGCCUUCCCCGCGCACCCUGAAAUCUCACCUCCCAGUCCAGCUUCUACCACCUUCCUUCUGGGAACAGAAUUGCAAGGUCAUUUAUGUAGCUAGAAAUGUUAAAGACACCAUUGUUUCUUAUUUCCAUUUUCACCGCAUGAAUCAGGGGUUGCCGGAUCCAGGGAACUGGGAUCAGUUUUUAAAGAGCUUCCUUACAGGAAAGAUUGCCUGGGGCUCUUGGUUUGAGCAUGUCCAAGGCUGGUGGGAGGCUAAGGAUCGUCACCCAAUCCUGUAUCUCUUUUAUGAAGACAUAAAAGAAGAUCCAACCAGAGAAAUCCUGAAGGUCGCUCACUUCCUCAACGUUGAACUCCCAGAUCCAAUUCUGGAGGAGAUCACUGAACAUACAAAGUUUGAAACUAUGAAAGAGAACCCCAUGGCCAAUUACCUCACUCUGCCUGACUUCGUGAUGAACCAAGCUUUGUCCCCAUUCAUGAGAAAAGGUGUUGUAGGAAACUGGAAGGAACACUUUACUGUGGCUCAAAACGAAAAGAUAGAUGAAAUCUCUUCCCAGUUAUUAGCAGGCAGUGGCCUGGUCUUCCGCACUGAGCUGUAAGUCUUCACUCUGGAGAAUAAUGUAAUUAGCACCUGCAUGUGUCGUUUGGUGUGUUCAAUAAAAAAAAGCUAUUGAAAUACCUUA
Molecule: messenger RNA, 1361 nt
Organism: Pantherophis guttatus
Lineage: Eukaryota; Metazoa; Chordata; Lepidosauria; Squamata; Colubridae
Product: sulfotransferase 1C2-like
Molecular function (GO): sulfotransferase activity
Source: RefSeq, a predicted model, not a curated record